AUGGCGAGCGUGCUGUCUAGGCGCUUGGGGAAGCGCUCCCUGCUAGGCACCCGCAUCUCUGCCCCCGGCGCCUUGGCCGACGGGGUGCUGGUAGCCACCCAGAUCCCCGGCUUGCCGACUGACCUGGGCCGUGCGUCUGCCCAUGCAGUGCCACGAGAGGAUGGAUCCUGUGUGCCGUCGGUGGAGGAGAGCAGCCAGGCACCCCGGUUCCACAGCCCUGGCUGCCAGCAGCUCUGCACUGGGCAGCAAGUCCUCGUCACCUACAAUGGGCAGGAGUGUGCUGGCCUCGUGGAGCAGCACAACCCACUGAGCGACAGGAUGAAGGUGCUGCUGCCAGAGCAGGGCUUGCAGGCGUGCUGGAGAGUGCAGGACAUCCCUUCCGAGGCACUGCAGAGAUCCGUAUCCAGCAACAUCGAUGUACCCAAGAGGAAAGCUGAUGCCGCAGUAGAGAUGGAUGAGAUGGUGGCAGCCAUGGUGCUGACGAGCCUCUCCUGCAGCCCCGUGGUGCAGAGCCCUCCCAGCGGUGAAAGUGGCAUCCCCCCCUCACGGGUAGCAUGUGAUCCCUGGAAGGAGAGCGGCGACGUUUCAGACAGCGGCAGCAGCACCACCAGCGGGCACUGGAGCGGGGGCAGCGACAUCUCCACCCCUUCGCCCCCCCACCCCGCGGGCAGCCCCAAGUACUCCAGGGAGGCCCUCAGCUCCCCCCACGCAGACGAUGGCUUCGAGACUGACUCCGACCCCUUUCUCCUUGAUGAGCCCGCUCCGCGAAAGAGGAAGAACUCGGUGAAAGUGAUGUACAAGUGCCUGUGGCCAAGCUGCGGCAAGGUCCUGCGCUCCAUCGUCGGCAUCAAGCGGCACGUCAAGACCCAGCACCUCGGGGACGGCGCAGACUCUGACCAGCGGAAGCGGGAGGAGGAUUUCUACUACACCGAAGUGCAGGUGAAGGAAGAGCCGGCGCCGGAGGCGGCCACUGCCGCCCCCAGCCCCACGUCCGCGUCCGCCCCCAUCAUCAUUCAGCAAGCCCUGGCGAAGCCGGAGGCACUGCUGGUGGAGCAGCCAGCACUGGAGCCCGCCCUAGCCAGCAGCGCCCUGAGCCAGUCUGCCCCCAGCUCCUUCUGGCACAUCCAGGCUGAUCAUGCCUACCAGGCAUUGCCCUCAAUCCAAAUUCCAGUGUCCCCCCACAUCUUCACCAGCAUCAGCUGGGCCACUGCCACAUCGACUCUCCCAUCCCUGUCACCGGUGCGGAGCCGGUCGCUCAGCUUCAGCGAACCCCAGCCACCGACGCCAAUGCUCAAGUCCCACCUGAUCGUUGCCUCGCCACCCAGGGUGUCCAUCGGCACCAGGAAAGUCCGUGGUGAAGCCAAAAAGUGCCGUAAGGUGUACGGCAUCGAGCACCGGGACCAGUGGUGCACGGCCUGCCGGUGGAAAAAAGCCUGUCAGCGCUUCCUGGACUGA
Molecule: messenger RNA, 1455 nt
Organism: Tauraco erythrolophus (red-crested turaco)
Lineage: Eukaryota; Metazoa; Chordata; Aves; Musophagiformes; Musophagidae
Source: RefSeq, a predicted model, not a curated record